AGUUCGACGUUCCACACUUUCAACCGGAAAAGUGACUGUAAACAAACUAGUUGAGAAGUAGUUUUCUCGCUGCGGCGUUUAAAAGUGUUUUUAACUUUUUCUGUUUUAUAAGAUAAGUAAGCGACUAGACAGAUUAACUGAUACGAGUUUUAUAAUUUCGAGUAGCUGCCGUCGCGGACGAUUGUAAACAUUUAGGGAGCUACUUGCUAGCGUUAGCUUCUACAGCGACUCUCGCUGCGAUAACAGUUUAGCGUUAUUUAGCUCCAAUGUCUCAAGAAGGAGAAGAGUCUCUUCCUCUGGUCCGUUCCCUGAACAGUCAGAUACCAGUUAAAGUGAUGUUUUAUAACCGUAGUCCCCGUGUCGUACGGCCUUUGUGGAUAAAUUACCAGGGAGAGCCGCAUCCUUACAAUGACAUACAACCUGGGAGGGAACUGAGGAUGAACACUUUCGUCGGUCACCCGUGGAUGUUCAGAGAUGCAGAGACCGAUGAUCCUCUCAAGGUCAACAGCAAAGAGCUGUUUCUUCCUAAGCCAGAAAGGGGUGGAAAUGUGACACGUGCCAAUAUCAGUUUACCAGUUUACAGUCUCAAGGAUCGAGCUCUUCAGGUUACUCGGCGUCUUGUGCGACCAGAAGACUACAGGAGGUUGGAAAUAGCAUGGUGUCUCCACGAGGAGCUCGAAGAUCGCCCGAGUGUUUCGAAAGAUCUCCAACGCAUAAACCAGCGAGUAGCACAGCAUCUGAAAGAGAACACACAAGGGCAGGAGUGAUGAUUAAAACAGAAUGGAUAUUUAUCACACAAGGACAGAUGUUCUUGUACUUUCAGAGAAAGUAAAAAACUUUAAAGAUGAGAUGAAACACAGGACUUACUUCACAGUGGCUAUAAACACAUUUUUUGGAAAUCAGUUUCAGUUUGAUCUUCUGUUUGUUUGUCACAGUUGUUGAACAGAAAAAAAUGUGUUUUUUUCCUUUUUAGUAAGAGUUAUAUGUAAUAUAAAUCCAUCUUCUGUAUGUAGCCAGAUCUCUGUAGAAUUCAGAGAUCUGUGUUGUUUAUAUUCUUAUUAGUAAUGCUUGAUAUGAGGCUAUCUUGCCAUACCUGCACAACUCCCUUCAAAAAUGGAUGCUCUGUUGUAUUUUAUUGUUGUAGCUGUUAAAUCUGUCAGAAAUAUUGGUUUAUUAGGAACAGGUGAGACUCUCAUAAAGGUUAACUCGCAGAUGAUUUCCAAUGUGGUGAAAAUACUGUGACUGAGGAGCUUCUCCUCUUGUUUUUGUCUUUGAAAUUAUUUUCUUGAUAACACAUUGCUGCUGUAUCUAAAAUAGUUUUAUUUGUAUAUUGAAUAAAAUAUAUACAACUUUUAUUAAUGGA
This is a messenger RNA of Oreochromis niloticus (Nile tilapia), 1363 nucleotides long. It is a transcript of the gene vhl, whose product is annotated as von Hippel-Lindau tumor suppressor. The transcript has 3 exons. Lineage: Eukaryota; Metazoa; Chordata; Actinopteri; Cichliformes; Cichlidae. The record is from RefSeq and is a predicted model, not a curated record. Bases 267 to 767 code for a protein of 166 amino acids.